ACUAACCGGAAAACGGAAACAUAAAGUCUGUCAGCGACGUUACCGGGACCGGAGCGGCGGAGGAGAAGUUUCACGUUCACAUUAAAACUGUUAACGGACACUUCUGACGUCAGAGCAGUUAGCUCACAAUGUGUAGCAGCAGCUGAAGCUAACCGCAGCUAACAGGCUUUAAAUGGCCGCGAAGAAGAACUGCAGGUGGAAACAGCCUGCAGAGCUGUAAAGGAUGCUCCAGGGGCCGUACGGCAGCCUGGACCGGGACCGGCCCCUGAUCCGGCUCCAGUUCACCGGCUUCGCUGUGGGGACGGUUCUGCUCCCUCUGACCGGCCUCAUCGGCUGCCUCUUCAUCGCGCUCGUGUACCACUACGAGGACGCCACGUACACACACUGCCACGUGUCCAACUACCUCCCGUCCAUCAGCGCCGCCAUCAGCCGCGUGCCGGAGCGCUACAUCUGGCGCUGCUGCAUCGGCCUGCACUCGGCGCCGCGCUACCUGGUGUCCGCCGCCUACUUCAGCUUCUACCGCAGCCGCUUCGCCAAGAGGCUGCCGGAGCUGCUGCUGAGCGGCCUCGUUCUCCUCUGCAGCCUCGCCGAGAACACCGGCCUGCUGCUGCUCACUUACGUGUCGUCCACCGAGACCUACAGUGUUCAUAAAAACGGUUUCAUCGUGUUCAUAGCGAGCUCGCUGCUGCACAUGCUCUUUACGUGCAGACUGUGGCAGGUGAUCAGGAGACACUACGUGAACCCAGAGGAAAUGACAUCAUAUCGUUGGAAGCUGCGUCUCUUCCUGUUUAACGUCAGCUGUUGUGCGGCCGCCGCGUACUUCUUCAGACGCCACAAUAAGUUCUGUGAGUCCGGAGUCUACACCCUGUUCGCCCUCUUCGAGUACCUGGUGGUCUUCUCCAACAUGGCCUUCCACAUGACGGCCUUCUGGGACUUCGGGAGCAAAGAGGUGCUCGUGGCCACGCCGCCGGAGGACAAGCGAUACUGAGCAGCACUCACUGGUAGACUUUGUAAAAGAAAAGGUGGAAGCUAACGCAGCGACGGGACCCGAGUGUGAACGUGAGAUCAUUUCAGCCUCACCUGUGACCUUCUGGAGCCACAACGUUCAAACGGUUCAGAAGGGUUUAAAGCAGGACAUUAUUCAUCCACACACUCUGAGAAAGUGUUUGUCUGCCAGAAACUUUUAGGAAAUAAAGAAAAUCUCUCUGAAAAGAA
Molecule: messenger RNA, 1215 nt
Organism: Morone saxatilis (striped sea-bass)
Lineage: Eukaryota; Metazoa; Chordata; Actinopteri; Moronidae
Gene: pgap2
Product: post-GPI attachment to proteins 2
Exons: 6
Coding region: 224-988 (254 amino acids)
Biological process (GO): GPI anchor biosynthetic process
Cellular component (GO): Golgi membrane; endoplasmic reticulum membrane
Source: RefSeq, a predicted model, not a curated record